GGGAAUUAAAAUGGAAGAAUUUAAAGAGGGAAGAAGUGAGAGGGAGUAUGAAGGACAGGUGUAUUUAGUGAGGCAUGCGAAGUCGUUGUAUAAUGAGAAGAAGAGAGUACUUGAGGAGAAGGGGGGUUCUGAAGAGGUUAUUAGGAAUACAGCGAUAGAUUUGACAAUGAAGGAUUGAGGGUUGUCUGAAGCAGGUUUAGAAGAGAUUAAAUAGUUUAAAAAAAGAGGUGAAUGCUCUGGAUAUUGGGAUUGUGUUGAUUUCACCAAUGAGACGCUCCUUUGAAACAGCUUAUAACUUAUUAAAAAGUCACCCAAAUUUAUCAAAAAUUGUGUUUAAAGUUACCCCGGAAAUCCGAGGAGGAAUGAGAGCAACUUCAGGGCUAGUAACAGAUAUAUCUAAAAUAAUCGAUGACUAUAAAGAAAAGCUUCCUAAACUUGAUAUUAGUAGAAUUGCAAAUGAAGACGAAAAACCUCUUAAUUUGCUUCAAAAAUUUAUUCCUCAGUACAAAGUUUUCAAAGAUGAAAAUAUUACAGAGAAAACCGAUGAAGAGAUUAUCAAGAUGGUCCAAGAAGUAAUUUUAAAAAUUUAUCCUAAAACACUCGAAACUAAAGAAGAAAUCUGAAAUAGAGUGAAUAAAGCAAAAUCUAUCGUAAAAGGUCAUCUCAAGACUUUAUCAUCUCAGAAUAUUGAAUCGCCUCAAAAACUGCUGAUCAUCAGCCACAGUGCGUUCAUCAAAGGAUACCUCGAUAUCACAAAAACAGGCACAAAAAGAUCAGUUCCUAAUUCCAAAGUACUAAAAGAUAUUACAGACUACUCCACUAUAGAGUAGCCUCUUCAUCC
Molecule: messenger RNA, 841 nt
Organism: Moneuplotes crassus
Lineage: Eukaryota; Ciliophora; Spirotrichea; Euplotida; Euplotidae
Source: the annotation of a GenBank genome assembly